UGUCACUAAUGUCACUUCUAUAAAUUACUGUCGCUUUAAAAACGGAAAACAAAUUAUCAGUAGCGCAAUAACUGUGGACUGUUUUCUGUUUAUUUAGGCAGUCGGUUAGCAUACAGUCGUCUAAUACGUCAGUUUUUACUGUUUUUAGUUGAUUGGAUGGUUAAGUUUUUAAUAACGGAUUUUUUCUGUGAAAACCUAUACAAUUUUAAUAAUUUUUCUUGAACAAUUUAAUACAAUAGUGCAGAAAUGGCAGUUUCGGUAAGAGGAAUAUCUCAUCGCUUAGGACACCUUAGUGGCGUUUUAUCUACAGUUAAAACAUCCCCUAGAACAUAUUUUACUUAUACUAAUGAGCCCUCUCAACCAAUUAAGGGCAAGGAACCCAAAUGGACAACUGCUCAAGAGGCUUUUCAAGACUUGAAGUCAGGUGACACAGUUUUCUCUCAGGGGGCUGCUGCCACACCAGUUGACUUACUGAAGGCAAUGACAGAAGUCGGAAAAAGUAAAAAAUUAAAAGACAUCACGGUAUGUCAUAUGCACACCGAGGGCCCUGCCGCGUACACCGAUCCAUCUUGCGAAGGAAUAUUUAGGUCUUGUUCAUUUUUCAUGGGAGGCAACGUAAGGAAAGCGGUUGCUGAAGGUAGAGGUGAUGCCAUUCCAAUAUUUUUGUCAGAAAUUCCAUUACUAUUCACCAAACAGAUCGUGAAGCCAGAUAUAGCAGUAAUUCAGGUAUCUCCCCCGGAUCAACAUGGAUUCUGCAGUUUGGGAACCAGUGUGGAUUGUGUAAGGGCGGGAAUGUCCCAUUCAAAAAUUAUUGCUGCUCAAGUAAACCCAAGGAUGCCCAGGACUUUUGGUGAUGGAAUUAUCCAUAUUAGUCACAUUGACUAUGCUGUUAAAGUUGAUGCUCCUUUACCUAGUCACGGUGGUAAACCUCCAACCGAAGUUGAAUUGAAAAUCGGAAAGAAUAUUGCAGAAAAUUUAGUUGAAGAUGGAGCCACACUCCAAAUGGGAAUUGGUAGCAUUCCAGACGCUGUUCUAGCGGCCUUAACGAAUCACAAAGAUCUCGGAAUCCAUUCCGAAAUGUUCGCUGGUGGAGUAAUAGAUCUAGUUAACAGAGGAUGCGUUACGAACAACAAAAAGUCUAUCCAUAAAGGAAGAAUAGUCGGUUCAUUCUUGAUCGGAACGCAAGAUCUUUACGAUUUUGUUGACAACAAUCCGUUCGUUGAAAUGUUGGUCGUAGAUUAUGUAAAUAACACGGGAAUAAUUGCAAGACAACCCAAGAUGACUGCAAUCAAUUCGUGCAUUGAAGUCGAUUUGACUGGUCAGAUUUGUUCGGAUUCUAUCAGUACAAGAAUGUAUUCAGGUUUUGGUGGUCAGGUCGACUUCAUUAGAGGCGCAGCUGAGGGAUUGGAUGGAAAAGGAAAACCCAUCAUUGCUCUGCCGUCUUCUACUAAUAAAGGAGAAAGCAAGAUUGCGCCGAUUCUCAAACCAGGUGCUGGAGUUGUAACAACCAGAGCGCACGCCCAUUAUGUCGUAACCGAAUACGGUAUCGCAUACCUAUUUGGAAAAUCUUUAAGACAGAGAGCACACGCACUUAUCAAUAUCGCUCAUCCUGAUCAUAGAGAAGCCUUAGAAAAAGCCGCAUUUGAGCGCCUUAAAGUAAUGCCAUCCCCUUAAAUAUAAGCAUCAAAUUUUUAUACAUACACAUUUUGUAUUUUUUUUUUGUUCAUUCAUUUUAAAUUUUUAUUAUGUAUAUUUGAAAGUUAAAGGUCUGUUGUCGCUAACAAAAAUUAGUAAUUGAAGAUGCAUAAUGAGACUGAAAUUUAAGCCUUGGAUUAUGAUAUCUAUUUUUCUGUCAAUCUUGUCAAAUUGAUAAUCAAGUUUUUAUUGACAACUGGCAUUUAACUGUCAGAUAUAUAAUUUAAUUUUAAGUGAAUUAAAUAUAUAGAUUUAUAUAUUAUGGGUUUUUUAAGGAUAGAAAAUGCAGAGAUUUUUUUACCAAUCAAAACACAAUAGAAUGUGUUGUUUUAGGUAUCUAAUGUUAAAAAAAGAGGAAGUUUAACAAUAUUUCAACGAUAAAAAGUAAAAUUUAAAUAAAAACAUUUUUCUUAGCUAAUUUUUUUAGAUAAUUUAUGAUAAAAACGUGUCGUAUAUUCGAUAGAUUACUAUAAAAGAUAAAAUAUGAUAUAUAAUGUUUCUUUUCUUAAUAAUAUUUAUAUUUUGACUUUUAAAAAAUUUAUAAAUUCAUCUUAUAUAAAAGUAACUUUUUCCAAUAGUAUAUUAUCCACCAGUUUUCAUUAGCAACGCUGUAACUGUAAUAAUAUCAGAAUUAAAUGAAAUUUAUGAAAGGUAUAACGAUAUUAUGGGCCAAGAACUUCGAGUAUACUGAAAGAGAUUAUGAAUGAGCAGAAAUGUCGAAAUAUACAGAACGCUUUAUAUAACAAAACUGUUAGUUCUCGAUAUUUGUAAAAAUACGCUCUUCAAAUAACCCACAUGCCAUUCUAAAGUCUAUUCAAAUUUAAUUUACGCCUGAUGUAAACAGAAGCAGGUGGACGGUAAAAUUGAGCAGGGCCGUAUUUUACUUUUCCGUCUUGCAAAAAUGUAAAAUAAAAGAGUGUAAUUGUGAAAUUAUUUUUUUAAUACGAUAAAAAUAUAUUUUGUAAACUAAAACUAUAAAAUAAAUGCCAUACACGGUCUCCCAGACUUUAGUGAGAUUUCUGGACGAAGAUAGGUGAGCGACAAACUGCGUUAACCUGCAAUACAAAUUAAUAAAUGCAUUUGACUUUAAAAGAGAUGUUUGCAUUAUAUUUAGUUCAUUACAUAUGUCUACUGUGAUACAGAGCAUUAAAACAAUCAUAUUAUAAAAUUAUAUUAUACAGGGUGUCCAAAUAAUUGCAAAUUCUUUAAUAGCUAAUAUAUAUCUACUAAAAGCAUUAAAAAAAACUUUAAAUAUUUGAAUUUGGUAUUUGAUUUAAAAUUGUGCAUCUUAAAAAGAAACCUUUUGUAUUUUUGACAACUUUUGUUCUUUAUUGUUCUUGUUCUACUAGUAUUUAGAUUAGACACCAUGUACCCUGUAUUAUAGCAAUCUUCCUUACUUGACUUAGCACUAUUCUGAAUAGGAUAAAUUAGUUAAACUUGAAGGGCUAUCUUCAUUAAUCAAAAUUACAAGUGGUUCUACCUGAACCUCUAUAAUAUUAUCCAACUCCCACAUUUUUGGCGAACAUGGUCGAUACACUUUUUCCAUUUUUCUGGAGAAAAUAAUAUUACUUCUUCAAAAAGACUUUUAAUGUCUCCAGAUUUAAAUGUUGAGUUUUUAUCUGCUACGUAUUGUUUAACGUCAACCUAGAUUAAUUCAAUAUUAUGUUGUGUUGCUGCUUAGCCAUUUCAUCUAUUACAUACCUAUCAUAAUGUUUAUGUUGCUUACCAACUUUUAGAAGUUGGAUCUUAAGCAUUUGGUAGUCGAAUUCAAUUUUUUUCCCUUAUAGCCAUUUUUAAAUAUCACCUUUUUUAGACGUCGUUGUAGGUAUUUUUUCCAGCUUUCUCGAAUAAUAAUGCAGUUAUCUUCUAAUUUUGGUAGGGUGUUUGAAAACCACUCUUUGAACGAUUCUCCACACAUUUCUUCAUGGUAGUCACCGGAUUUUUCAACUUAAAUACAUAAAGUGCAUUAGAGACUAAGCCUUCUUCACUUCCAAUAUGGCAUAUAAUGAGCUGUUUUUACGCACAUACCUGAUGGGUUUUUUAAAACCAGUUAAAAGUUCAUCCAAAAAGGCUUGUCUGGUUGAUAAAAUAUCGAAACAUACUUUUGAUUUGGUGUGGCCUGCGUUAAUCCAAGUCUCAUCAAGAUAAUAUAUUUUUUGCUUUUCUUCUCUGUACCGUUUUAUUUUUUGUGGCGUAGGACGAAACAAUUUCGUUUUGUCUAAAAGCAAACUAUUUUUUCCUCGAGUUUUAAAUUUAAAAUUAAGGGUUUUGAAAAGCUUGUAAAAUGUAGCUCGCUUAAAAGUAGACAAAUAUGGAUCAUCGUUGAAGAAUUGAUGUACUUUGCGCCUUAUUGCAUUUUUAUCAAAAUCAUCCACAGAGCUACUAAUUUGUUUAUAACGUAGCUUUCUUUUUGAAUCUGCCUAUACUCCUUCAUAACAUUAAAAACGGUUUUAGCGCACAUCCCUGUUUUAUCAGCAACUCUCCUUUCAACAUCAUGUACCAACAUAUCAGGGUUCUAUAAAAUUUAAUGCUUAUAAAUAUUAAGAACCAUUUCUUUAGUACGGAUGACCAAAUGUCCCUUUUUCGGUCGCUUUUUAGAAGGAGUAAAAACAUUUUUCUGGACUUGGUCUGCUGUAUCUGUGGAGGACAUAGUGUCACGCAGCAGUUACAAAAUAUAGUCAAUUAAAUUUCCAUAAAAUAGAGUAAAAAAUAUUCAAACUAACAACAACCACAAAAACAAAACAAAAAUAAAUAACACAAUAUAUGUAUAUCUAAACUAUAAUAUAAUGAAUUAUAAUCAAUCAAACAUACAAAAUGUCCAAACUAACCAACACGGUGAAUGCUACCAAAACGCCGUUUAUAAUUAUCCAAAUUGAACUGAAUUCGACUCUGACAAAAACUAUUUGCGCGUCGUAUAAAUGACUAACGACCGAUUAAUCAAUAGAAGCGCAAAAAAAUGCCGCGUGAGCUGUUGCUGGAUGGGAGAGAUUGUUUUGACGCGGCGUAAAUGAAAUCUGAAUAGACUUUACCUUCCAUCUAUUAUUUCAUUUCUUUCUGAUAAUUAUUAUAAUAGUUUCAAUCUGCCUAGUAAAAGUUAGGACAUCCUAUAAAUAUUUUAUCUACAACUAUUAACAUUACGAAGAUAAUUUAGAAGAAUGUAUUGUUUAAUGAACAAAGAAUGGUAUUCAUAUAAUUACAGUAAUUAUAUCCUUUUAAGAUUUUUAAUAAAAUAAUUAGGGAAUAAUUACUUUGUGUUCUCAGAUAGAGAUCUGAUAGUUUAUGUUAUUUGAAUUUUCAAACAAAGAAAUUUACCUCAUUCCAUUAUCAACAAUUACUGAUAAUUAUGUAACUUACAAAUACGUAAACAUUAAUAAUUAUUCUGAGGUUUGAUCCAAACCUAACUGUUAUUAUUAAUAAAUUCACAAUAGUAAGUAACGAAUGACAUUAACUAGUAAAUUGUAUAAUAGUAAUUAAUGAAUAUAUUAUGCAAUAGUUGUAGAUAAAAUAUGUUUAUUUGUCAUUUGGAAUUGUAAUAAAUAAUAUCCAUGUAGUUUUUAGAAUUCAGUUUUAUGAAAUGUCGAAAUGUUAUAUUGAACGAAUGACGAAUGAAAUGAUGUGUCUAGCACAGUACAAUGAAUUAGAAAAACUACGAAAUUAUAAAGAUUUGUAAGCUUUUUAAUGAAAAUAUUGAUAUACAAUUUAAAACUAGUUACCUCAUAUUUUUAGAUAAAAUACGCUAUAUUACCAAUGACGUAAUUUGUGUUCUAAAAACAAUUAAAAUAGAGGUUAUAUGUAUUUAAGAACAAUUAAUUUAUUUCUAUAAUUGUAAUGAAAAAUUUAGGUCAAUUUCAACGAAUGGUUUUUGUUAAAAGUUAACUAUUUAUGGGAACAUAAAUUACGUCACACUGAUAUUGGGUAUUAAUUUGAGAAUUAUACACACCGUUAGGUUUUUAUUUGUAUAUUUAAAGGACUGCUUUUGUAAAUUUACAUUGAAAUAAAACGAUUAUAGUUAA
Messenger RNA from Psylliodes chrysocephalus, 5708 nucleotides. Lineage: Eukaryota; Metazoa; Arthropoda; Insecta; Coleoptera; Chrysomelidae. The record is from the annotation of a GenBank genome assembly.